This is a messenger RNA of Emiliania huxleyi CCMP1516, 1743 nucleotides long. RefSeq lists its product as hypothetical. The record is from RefSeq and is a predicted model, not a curated record. NCBI's taxonomy places the organism in Eukaryota, Haptophyta, Isochrysidales, Noelaerhabdaceae. Gene Ontology annotation, molecular function: peptidyl-aspartic acid 3-dioxygenase activity. Bases 1 to 1743 code for a protein of 580 amino acids. The transcript has 7 exons. Gene Ontology annotation, cellular component: endoplasmic reticulum. Gene Ontology annotation, biological process: peptidyl-aspartic acid hydroxylation.
AUGCAGCCAGCGCCUCUCGCCCGCCUCGUACUGGUGCUCUCUGCCUGCUCCGCGACCGUGUGUAGCGAGCUGGAGUGCGAGGCCUCAAUGCCGCCGACGUCGCCUAGCCUCUCGCCAUCGCCGGCCCAUGGCUGCACGGUGGUGUGGCGCGAGCCGUCGUCCGCGCCCGACCCCGAGGGAUCGCUGCUCACAGCGCUGCUGGAGGCCGCCCACCCGUACCGCCCGAGCCCGGCGGAGGUUGGCGAGGCGCGAGACGCAGAGCGGCUACAGGCGGCGGCGGUUGCCUCACGGAAGCGGGCGCGCGCGCUGAGCAGAGGCGCGACGACAUCGACUCGCCGUCGCAACGGCGCCCUGGCGAGGCUGCUGAGGGAGCUCGCCGGCACACUCGAGGCGGACGCCGCUCUGCUGCAAGCUCCUGAGCCGCGCUCGAGCAGCCUGGCGCGCCAGUCGGUGACAGAGGGAUAUUACGAACUAAUGAGAAGCGAGGCGGCUCGGUGGCCAGUUUCGAUGGCGCGGAUCGCCGUGAACGCGGUCCGUGUGGCGUUCGCGCGCUUCGCGAUGCUGGCCGACAACCCUUAUGACCGAUUCAUGGCGCUCUUUGCUUGGGUCGAGCCGCUCGAGCCGGAGGAGCCAUUCUGGAGCGACGCCACCGAGACCACGCGCCACUUUUGCGCCCCGGGCACCGAUGCCGAGCUGACCAUGGUGGCGCGACUGAUUGCCGACGAGUUGCCGACACACUUGCGCGCCGCCGCCGAGUCGCACGCGCGCCGCCCGCUGCGGCAGGAGCUGGGCGGGCUGAAGACGCCCACAGGCGAGGCCGACUACGGCAGGGCAGUGGCGCUGCUCGCGCCGCUCGAGGCGGCGCUGCGAGGAGACCCAGCUUGGGAAGGCGAGCGGUGGGCCUCAACGUCAUCGCCUUACCGCGAGCCGAGUCACGGACGACUCACGUCGUUAGGGGUCGUUGAUUUCGUGCUCGUGAGCGGCGGCUCAGCGCUCAAGUUCACCUCCCUCGCACGCGUACACCUCCUCCUCGUCGUCGCUUACGAGCGGACCGGCCGCCGCGCCGAGGCCGAGGCUCUCCACCUGCGAGGGGAGCUGCCCGCGCAGGACGGCGUGUGGAGCGCGAACGCGGACGGAGCGGCCGCUGCGUUCGCAGGCUCCAUGGCAGCGCGCGGAGCUUGCGCGUUGCAGGGCCGCUCUCAGUCGAGCGUGGCACUACUGCAGGCGUUUUGGAGGCGCGCUGAGCUGCCAGCCGACGAGCAGGCGGCGGUCAAGGCGCUGGAGCAGCAUUGGCGCGAGCUCGCGGUGGAGGCGUCCGCAAUCCUAGCCGCCGGCGCUACGGUGCAAACAGAGGAGCAUCUCUCCGCGCGGCCGAACCACUGGCACAAGUUCGACUUGUGGAAGCGAGGCAAGGCGGUGGAGGGGCGCUGCUCGCUGGCGCCGACCACGUGCCGCGUGCUCGAGCCCCACACGGCGGUGAAGUUCUCAGUGUUCCACAGCGGGUCGCGCAUCUUCCCGCACGCUGGCCCGACAAACGGGCGCCUGCGAGUCCACGCUGGCUACGUCAUCACCGUCGGCGGCGUGAACGCGAGCUGGGUCCCCGGCGAGGCGCUGAUCUUUGACGACUCGCUCGAGCACGAGGUGUUCUCGCCACCCGAGGCCGGCGUCCCCUCCAUGCGCGUCGUCCUGAUCGUCGAUGUAGGGGCAGGUGGGAAUAGCGAUUUUUUUGCCUCCUUCUUUUAA